UAUCGUCUCCGCAUCCAAUGUUUCUUCAACAAAAACGCUAAAGCCAACCUAGUUGCGUUUAAGAAAUUCCCCACUCAUCACGCGAAGUUCAUCGAUUAAAUAUUCAUCCUUACGCAUCCAUUGGAAUUGGAAGUACGGAAACGCAGGUGCUUUUAUCCGACGGAAUAAAGUGUGUCAGAGUGAAAAAAAACGAAGAAAAUAACCAGCUUUUUCAGUAGGUACAAGCUCGAAGGACUCGACAUUUUCAAUUAAGGAGAUUUAACGAGAUCCCCAACUCUUCUGAUUCGUGUGCGAGAGUAUGUGGAGCAUCCGGCAGCCAAAAUGCGUAUGUGAUGAAAAACCUUGAGUGUCAAUUUUAAAGUGAUAUCCUCGUUCUUCCAGAGAGCCAUACGUGUGAAAGCACUUUUGCCCUACGACGAGUUGCUGCCACGUGGAGCGGAAUCGAUUAACGAAGGUCGAGUUGGAUUGGGGAUCAGGAGUCACUUUCACCUUCUCCAGGCUGCUUUAACUGCCUAAAUAGAACGAAGGAACGCGCCUUCGGAUGUGUGAAAAUCGAACCGGAAAAAGGUAAUUCCCGGCAGCGUGUUCCUGCUAGCUACAUACAUAUAUUUGGGUUAGUAGGUAGUCCAUAGUGAACGGGAAAGCCCACGCAUCUCUCGAGAAAGUGAUCGAAAUCAUGAGGACGACGACGAAGGCUCGUUUGGAUGAAUGCGCCCGGAGGUAGGCAACCGGUAGUAAUAAAAUACGAGAAUCUUGCUCCGGGAAGAUACGGUGGAUUGGAUUUUCCUCGAGGUUUAGUAAGAAAAAAAGAAAGAAAAAAUAAUCCGAUGAUUUGUCCCGACUGGGCCCCCAGUACGCGCGUAUUCAAUGAGCGUCGAGCGACGAGUGGAAAAUUAAAUUGGUGGUGAAAUUUAUUGGAUUACGUUGGAGCUUGAUCAAAUUAGGUGCGACUCCAGAAUCCCGAAAUUUUAAUGGAAAGAAGCAGCCCCUUAAGCCUUGUGUGUAGGUUGUCGAAGUGCAAGAAGAAACUGGGUCCAGAUCACGGCGUUGCUGCCUGACUGACUUUCUCGACAAGCCAGGCGCGAAGGCCAGAGAAUUGAAGAAGAUUAAUUAAUGAAUUCAAUUAGGAGGAUCGAUAUUUCGCCACCGGCGACGGCGGUUAAACGGAAAGACUGAUUGGUGGUUUUUAUUUGCGUCCCGAAUGAUGAUUGAAGCCAACCGGGAUUGUGCAUUUCUGUGAAUAAAGUUACCACACAUUUCUUCUGCUCCCAAGCGUCCACGGAUUCAAAUUGUCGUGGCACGGAACGGUCACACAAAGUACUUCCGUGCGGUUGUUCAAGAUUCGUGACUUUGUGUUUUCCCGCUGCUUCCGGCAGCCGCGGUGCGAUCAGAAUAGGAAAAUCACUGGAAGAAACCGUUUAACGGGAAGAAAACACCCGUAGUUUUUCCCAUCAUCAUCGUGUAAUCGUUUCUCGUCAUCCUCGUCGUCGCUUUUUCGUUGCUUUUUUUUUCGCCCCCACCAAAGGAGUACGUGCACUAAGCACCAGCUACAACAAUAUGGCUGCCACCAUGAGAUCCGGAGGUCUUCACCAUGCUUCCUCGCUCGGGAAUAUAGAAGCAUCAUCAUCACAGUCAACCACAAACCUCGCAGCUCGCAACUACGAUUCCGAGGAUGAAAACAUGGGCAGAAAAAAGACGCGUCCUUUCGAUACCGGGCCCGGCUCUCGUGCCCCCAUCUACUCUAAGGGGGACAUCCGUGAACAGUACUGCCUGACAGACCGACAGCUCAGCUCGAUCGACCAGCCGCGGCGGGAGCGCUUCUUUGGGUGCUGGUCCGGACGCAAUGCACCGCAAUCGUUCCUGGGGGUGUGCGUUGGCCGCCGGGCACCCUCCGAUGAAAAUUUGGCCGACUAUGCCCCGAUGCAACGAUAUCCGAGGCACAUCCAUGCGGGUCCAAUCACCAAAUCCAUCCUGCAGCAGUACGAUGACGAGCUGGAUAAUCCAUACUUCCGGCGGAAACCGACCUCAUUCCUGGCGGGGCCUGCCGGUGGUGGUCCAGCCCUGGUGACGGGGAGCAGUGCCACACUUCCGGCCGGGGACAUUCGACGGUGCACCUGGAUGCCUCCGAUGGACGACGAGGUCGGAGUUCAGAUGGAGGGACCAAGGCCCUCUCACCAUCACAGUCACCAACAACUACAGCAACUACAGCAUCAUCAACAACAACAACAGUUAGCACACAACCACCUUCAACAGCACCUGCACCAAAACCAUCACCGGGCCCUGCAGCCUUGCCCAUCGGCAGCGACCAGCGUCUCGUCGUCGGCGGAUCUCGAUCUUCCCCUGAUUCCUCCGCCGCCGCCAUCCGCCCGAAGUCCGAACGAGGACCGGGCGACGUCUCCCUUCGUGGUGGGAACUCCACUGGCCAGUGCUUCGGCCCGGGCAGCCGCCUAUCUCAGUCUCAGCACCGAACAACUACCCGGAUUGUAUCGGUGUCCUGCCCAUUCGGAUCUUCCGCCUGCGCCUCCCCCGCCGCCUCCACCCAACGUUGGCCUUAUCGAUGGACCACCGAGGACCAAGCACGUUAGCUUUGCCCGCUCCUACACACUGACCUCGUUCAACGAAGCCGCGGGAGGUCGGCCAAUGUCCCGGUUGACCGCAGCCCGGAGCCAAGAAAGACUGAUAGGUGGUAAGAAGCCGACGAUUACGCUCAGCACUCAGCACCAGCCGAUGGCCGCCCACUUUGGAACGCCCCUGCACUCGAUCCUGCAGCAAUCGAAUCAACAACAGCACCAGCAACAGCAGCAGCAGCAGCCUCUUCUACACAUUCAGCUGGGCCCUCAACCGCAACAGCAUCAGCAUCAGCACAUUCACACCCAUCAGCACCUACCACAUCACCUUCAACAGGCUGCUGCCCAACAACAGCAGCAGCAACAACAACAUCUAAUCAAUCAAUUUCAGCAUCAACAGCAACAACAUCAGCAUCCCAUGCAGCAACCACAUUCUCACCCGCAGCAGCAACAACAACAACAGCAAGGCGUUUCUGUUCAAACACCCUCUCAUCUCACGCCUCAGCAGCAGCAACAACUUCACCAUCAACAGCAACAACUGCAGCAACAGCAUCAUCAACAACAGCUCCUCCUCCAGCAGCAACAGCAUCAGCAUCAACAACAUCAACAACAGCAACAACAGCUCCAGGAUCAGGUUGUGACGGUCGAGAAAAUCAAACGAAGUGCCAUGAAAACGCAAGCCACGCAAACCGAAGUACACCUGAACAAGAAGCGACCGAAUGCUCCGCACCAUCUAUCGCUCAGCCCCAGGACGAUUCAUAGGGUCAAGAUGGUUUCGCAAGGAGCACAAACCAAUGGCGGCCUAAAUGGGGGAAGAAAACUAACGAAAAGCUUAUCCGAGGCGGCUGAUCGAAUACAGGAAAACGGAAUCGACAGUUCCGCGGGUUCGAUUGAUGAACCCAAGACGCCCACUGAGCACGAGCUGCUUCAUCGAACACAGUCCGAAGAACCGCCAAAGUCACCAUUUACGAUCACUUCACCGCCAUCCAAAUCAUCGCUCAUUCAACAUUUCGAACUGCCUUCGCGAGCAUCGUCACAGAUGAGUCACUCGGACGUUUCGCGCAGUGAUCAUUUCCCGCUGGAUCGGAUCAUGACCCAUUCCAGAAACCACUCGCAGGACAGUGCCACUUCCUAUCGCUCAACGGAUGGAUCGCGAACAUCCUACGAAACCAGUUCCUAUCCGUACGAGAUGUACGACAGCAUUGUACUGCCUCGUCGUUCAAGCCACACUCUUUCGAACGAACCAUUCCAGGUGCUGCGCAAAGAUAUCGAGCAAGUUCAUCACCAUGGAUACGAAAAUGGGCAUGUGUUCGAAAGCCACAGCCUCCCCAGGAGAACCUGUAUCCAUCAUAAGCCGGAAGAGUUUCACACUCAUACAUUGCCACGUCGGGAUCCUCAUCACCCGCACCAUCAUCAUGAGAUCAUUUUUAAGGAUCAGCUCAAAAUCCCUCCACAGGAAAUGCUUAUCUCAAACGGCUCAGUUAAUCAAGAUAUCCGUUCUUUCGACAGCAAUAGUCUAAACAGACGAAUGUCCGCCCACGUUUCGGUAGCUCAUCAAGACCCCAAACUAAACCAGCACAGACGAGCUUCAUAUGCCUACGUUACACCAGAAACACACUCUUCCCUAACCAGAAGAAACUCUAUCACACACCAGCAGGUUCAAAAGGUCCAACCAAUGAUACAGGCUCAUCAUCCCACUCAACAACAACAACAACAACCAUCGACGAUUCCAUCCAAGAAACAGCAACAACAGCCUACAACACCCCAACCACAGCAAUUCCAACCGCUUAUCAAACCUCAACCACCAAUCUUCUCAACCCCAUCGCAUCCACCACCCUCGUGUCCGAUCACUCCCCCAAACAUCCAACCGCUGGACAUGCAAGACGACACCAAAUCCUCCUCGGACGAAUCCUGCUCAACCUGUGACUCCGAAAGCGAGAAAGACGACAAAGAGGAACAGGAAAUCUUCAUCGAUUUCAAACCCCGAGUUUCUCCCGUUCCCUCGCCGAACGCGGUCAAAAAGAAAAAGCUCCAAAAAACCGUCUCCGAAGGGGAAAUCCUCAUUGACAAAAAGAAAACCAAGCCAACCGAAAAACCAACUGCCGCCAUUUCGGCCAGCGAAGAAGACCUGGUGUCUCCAACAACGGCAGACAGCCACCAAGACUCGAACCUCCAGUUCAGCACGACUCCCAUCAAGGACGAAGGCAUCUUCAUCGGAAGUCCACCACAGAUAACAGCCACCGCAGAAAGCGAACGGCGCAAGGAAUCUUUCCGGAAGCGAUCCAUCAGCCUCGAUGAACCGACCAGUGCUGAAGAGGAGAAGGGUCUACUCGAGGAACUCGAAGCAGACGCAAAGGAUGACAAAAUGGCAACAGCGCCGCCAUCUCCCUCCAGAGAGGAGAAACUGUCGAUCAAAUCACACUCACCGUUUCACUCAUCCGAAUCCCUGGCCACCCGGGACAAUUCCGACGCCAACUGGAACGAAUCGCAGUCCACCAUCAUGACGCCGAGUUUGGCCGACAAUGGAAUGCUGACGCCGACGUCGAAGCGCAAGAAUCUGCUGUUGCAGCAUCAGCAGCGCAGCUCCAUGGAUACCGACGCCAUGGAUAUGGAGGACAUCGCUGAUCAGGUAUAG
Uranotaenia lowii is the source of this 5202-nucleotide messenger RNA. RefSeq lists its product as uncharacterized. Bases 1558 to 5202 code for a protein of 1214 amino acids. The record is from RefSeq and is a predicted model, not a curated record. The transcript has 14 exons. Lineage: Eukaryota; Metazoa; Arthropoda; Insecta; Diptera; Culicidae.